This is a messenger RNA of Gadus chalcogrammus (walleye pollock), 2871 nucleotides long. Its product is annotated as nuclear body protein SP140-like protein. The transcript is spliced from 20 exons. The coding region runs from base 224 to 2386 and encodes 720 amino acids. Gene Ontology annotation, molecular function: DNA binding; protein binding; DNA-binding transcription factor activity, RNA polymerase II-specific. Gene Ontology annotation, biological process: regulation of transcription by RNA polymerase II. Lineage: Eukaryota; Metazoa; Chordata; Actinopteri; Gadiformes; Gadidae. Gene Ontology annotation, cellular component: nucleus. The record is from RefSeq and is a predicted model, not a curated record.
CACUUUCGAAACAUCACUGCGUAAGAGGAAAUGAAUCGUUUACCACCAGUUGUGUUUCAGUCCGUAAGCAAUUGAACUGGAUUUUCCGUCAUAUUUUCGCAGGUUGCUUGUGGUUGUGAGUUUGUAAGUACAUAGCCUACGUAGACGUCUACUUGAGACUAUACGUGUCACAUGGUUAUCAUAUUUGUAACUACAGACGGAAUUGCAGACGGAACUAUUCAAAAUGAACCCUUUGGAUACACUUGACGACCGCCAACUUCAAGGAUUUUUCAGGCGCAGUAAGACAGAAAUGUCUCGCAUGGAUAAACCACAAUCAUUCUUAAAGCAACUGCGGGACCACGAGCUCAUUCCUGAGGAGAAAUAUAAGGAGAUGAUCCGUAUAAAGAGCAAGGAAGUAAUGCAGGACAACGUAUAUGAACUUCUGAACUGGAUCGAGACAGAGCGACCCUGUAACAUCAGGUUGUUCUGGAUCUGCGUCUUCAAGGAAUUCAUCAUGACCCAGUACCCCACUCUGAAGCGGCUACAAGACUCUCUUCGCUCUCUGCCGAACGGGGAAAAUGCGGAGAUCUGGACGUUGGAUAAGUACAGGCACCAGCUGCCUGUUACCUGUGGUGACAAGCAGGGGACGCUCGACCGCGACAAACUGGAAAAAGGGGAGCCGUGCAUCCGGAGCAACAACGAGUGGUACACACCCAUGGAGUUUGAGAAGCUGGGCGGCAAGGAGAGCUCAAAGAACUGGAAGCAGAGUAUCCAUUUCCAGGGCCUCCCGUUAAAAGCGCUAUUGGAGCACGGACUCCUGACAUGCCCGGGAUAUAAUAAGAGCAAGGCUAAGAAAUCAACGCUCCCCUGCAGCUCAAACACCGGCUCCUUCCCACUUCCUGAUGAGGAGAGCAGUGGCGAACAUGCAAGGGAAGGACUCUCGGAAGACAAGUCCAUGGGGAAAGAGAGAGGGGGGAGAGAUAAACUUCGGAGUUUCUGUGACCGGGACGAGCAGCAGGGACACUCUUCUUCUCAGGCUUCUCCAAGGAAGAGGAAGCCAACCUUCGGCUCUCUGCCGAAGGGGGAAAAUGUGGAGAUCUGGACGUUGGAUAAGUACAGGCACCAGCUGCCUGUUACCUGUGGUGACGAGCGGGGGACGCUCUACCGCGACAAACUGGCAAAAGGAGAGCCGUGCAUCCUGAGGAACAAUGUGUGGUACACACCCCGCGCGUUUCAGAAGCUUAGCGGCAAGGGCAGCCGUAGUAACUGGAAGAAGAGUAUCCGUUGCAACGACACCACGUUAAAAAAGCUAUUGAAGGACGGACACCUUACAUGCCCGGGAUAUAAUAAGAGCAAGGCUAAGAAAUCAACGCUCCCCUGCAGCUCAAACACCGUUUCAGCUAUCCCUGAAAGCGAAGAAGAGAUGGAGGAAGAGGAGGGGGAGGAGGAGGAGCUGCAGGCCAACCCGGAUGAGGAGGAGGUCAGCGUGGAGGAUGAAGUGGAACUGCAGGGGAAUGAUUGCUCUACGCAGCGCUCCGAUACAGACCAAGGAGCUAAUCUGGAGGAAGUGACAGACGAGAGGCCCAGGGUCGGCCAGAAUGAGUUCAGAGUGAUAUGUGGAGCUCUGAGUGGGAUGCUGCACAAGAGCCGCUUUGCCUCAGGGAGGUGUGGGAACAGUAUUCGGACGGAGGACCGUUGGAUGAGUCCAGUGGAGUUCGUGGAGCAGGGUUCAGCAAUGCCUAACGCCCUCUGGAGGAGGGACAUCCAAUGGGAAGGACAGCCGCUCAGCAGUCUCAUUGAGAGGAAGAUGUUGCACUUACACCCUGAGCAGUGUGACUGUCCACUGUGCCAUCCAGACCCCAAAGUCCUGGAGGAACAGAAGAACGAUGAUUAUUGCUUUGUGUGUGGGAGACUGGGUGACCUGGUGAUGUGUGACCACUGUCCACGCUCCUUCCACCAAAAGUGUCACCUGCCCCAGCUGGACCCCUCUAUAGUGGAGGACGACAGUAAAUGGAUGUGUACGUUCUGCAUCUGGAAUAUGAAUGAGUAUCUCCCUCGAAUGACGUACGAAGAGACCCUCAUGCAUCCUGUCUCCAAGCACAUGCUGCAGUGCCACUACCUGCUCCUGUCUCUCUACAAUGCAGACAAGGAUCACAUUUUUGCAAAAGACCCAUGCAUCCAUGUGAGGGGAUACAGCUCUCAAAUCGUGACUCCUAUGUGGCUGGACAAGAUCACAGAGCAGCUCCUAGACCAGCAGUACACCAUCGGAAUGUUAUUAACCGAUAUCCAACUCAUUUUCUCCAACUGUGAUAAAUUUAACCAGAAUACACCAGAGUUCCGAGACAUGGGAAUCAAACUGAAAGAGUUCUAUGAACAAGAGGAGGAAAAGGUUUUUCGCAGGCAGUAGCAGAGAAAUGCAACGUGCUGAUGGACCUUGGACAUGCUAGAAUUAAAUGCGUGGAUUCGUCACUGUGGUGCGUUUAGCAUGUUGAGGAUCAAGGCAGUUUAGAAAUAAGAAUGGGUACUUGUCUGUGUGAAAGGCACAACAUUCCUUACUUUAACAUUCAAUAACUUUUUUAUCAUAUUCUGGCCUUUGAUGUAUAAAAUGAGGGCUGUCAAAUGUUAUCAAAUGGAAUGACACAUUAUCAUUCAAACAAAAUGUACUUAAUAAAUAAAAACUAGACCAAGUGAUCUUGAGGGAGUUUUAUUGACUUACUCAUUGUAGGUUUAAUAUGAAACUUAUGGACGCAACAAAUUUGAGAAUUGUAAACGGGCAGUUACCAUACAAUUGUAAACCAACAGUUACUACACGUGUAGUUCAAUUCAAAUAAGUAGCGCCACAGAUCUGGGAAUUGUAAGCAAAAAUCAAAGCCAUAGUAUACAUAUAACUAA